UCCUCCUUCCUUCGCAAAAGUCGUCAAAGUUCUCAAAGAGGGGAACCCCGAGCUCAGGUUGAAAAGGCGAGCGUAGCCCGCGGCUCGCGUUCAGCCGGUUGGCGCGGGCCUGUCAGUCGGCGGGAAAUCAAGUGUGGGAUGGGAAGCGGCAGCCCGUUCAAACGGACGCCGGCGGAGCGAAAAGGGAGGAGAGCUGCGGGCCCUCUCGCGCGCUGUCAAGUCAGUGCGCUCUUUCACUCAUCUGACACCAGGAAUUAGCCUCAAACGGAUGUCAAAAGCACUGCGCGUCGAGGGAGAGUUGCAUUACUGAGGAUUAUUUGAAUUUUUUUUGUCGUUUCUUCACUGAUAAAUGACCUCUUUGUGCAUUUUGUGCAUUUCAAAGCUUUCAGCCUCCUAUGCCAAAGUGUGCACCUGCGUCUGAGAGUCUUCGCUGGAUGAAGCCCACACAGUGAGCAGAGAAGCGCAUCACAGGUUUGCAGAAACCCCCCGCCUGGACGCGCCGUUCGCUUGACUCUUCACCCAAACAACAACGACAAACAGCAAAACGCAGGGAAGCCUUCUCUCUCUCUCUCUCCUCCCUCUCUCUCACUCGCUCGCUCAUCUUUGAAGCAAUGUAGCGGCGAGGAGAGCAGGGGGCUUCUCCUUGCACCCGGGGGAGCGUGGCGGGUGCACGCAGUCGACCGCGGCCGCUUGAGGAGCACCGCGCCCGCCGAGUGUUGCCUCUUCUCGCGCUCCCCCUCCUUUUUUCUUUAAAAAAAAAAAAUAUAUAUAUAUAUAUAUUUGUGGCGCAGCGCCGCGCGGCUUGGGAGGACGAUGGACGGCGCCGAGGCGUUGGUGUUCGGCUCGGUGCUGGCGGUCAUCGUGGUGUCGCUGCUGUCCAACGCGCUGGUGCUGAUCUGCUUCGCGUACAGCCCCGAGAUCCGCAAGCAGGCCGCGGGGCUCCUGAACGCCAACCUGACCUUGUGCAACCUGUUGCUGACCGUGGCCAACAUGCCGCUGACGCUGGGCGCCCUGGCCAGCCGCGCGCAGCCCGGCGGCGACGACCUGUGCCGGGCGGCGGGCUUCCUGGAGACCCUGCUGUCCACCAACGCCAUGCUGAGCAUGGCGGCGCUCAGCGCGGACCGCUGGCUCGCCGUCGUCUUCCCGCUGCGCUACCACUCCAAGAUGCGGCGCCGCGACGCCGCCCUGGUGCUGGGCUACACCUGGGCGCACUCGCUGGGCUUCUCGGCGGCCGCCGCCGGCCUCUCGUGGCUGGGCUACCACCGCCUCUACGCCGCGUGCACGCUGGGCGCGCCGCCGCGAGGCCGGGCGCAGUUCGCCGUCUUCAGCGUCCUCUUCCACUCCUUCACCUUCCUGCUGUCCCUCGUCGUGCUGUGCGUCGCCUACCUGAAAGUGCUCAAAGUGGCCCGCUUCCACUGCAGGAGGAUUGACGUCAUCACCAUGCAAACGCUGGUGCUGCUGGUGGACAUCCAUCCCAGCGUUCGACAGCGCUGCCUGGAGGAGCAGCGGCGGCGGCGGCAGCGAGCCACCAGGAAGAUCAGCACCUUCAUCGGCACCUUCAUGCUCUGCUUCGCUCCCUACGUCAUCACGAGGAUCGUGGAGUUGUUCCCGUCGGUGCCCAUCAGCCCCCACUGGGGGGCGCUGUCCAAGUGCUUGGCGUACAGCAAGGCGGCUUGCGACCCCUUCGUCUACUCGCUCCUGCGCCACCAGUACCGCAAGACCUGCGGCGACAUCGCCGACCGGCUGCUCAAACGCUGCCGCUCCUCCGACGAGUCGGGCCCGGAGGGCCGAGGCGCCGCCUUACCCGGGGCGCGGUGACCCUCGAGGGCGCGCCGCGGUUGACGGAGGACCGCCGUGGAUGAAGCUCACAAGAGCCUCACGGUAGCUAUACUGAAUCUUGCGCCACGUUACUUCCUUCCGUCCUGAAGAGCGCUACAGAGCACUGGACGCUCCCGAGCAGGUCCCUUGAUUGGACUGGAGUGCAUCUUAAUCCAGAUGAUUGCAGGUAGCCACAAGGACUUUUCUUCCUCUACAAGUGGAUGGAAAAAUGCCAAAUCUGAUUCAGAUUUUUUUUUUUCUGCCUCCACUGAUUGUGCUUUGUGACGGGCUGAUUGGAUCCGUUCUGGGCCCUCUGCGAGACGACUCGAUGCUGUUUUUUUUAAAAAAAACAUGCAUUUCUUUGUUUGUUUAUUUAUUUAUCUUCUCAAGAAGGACCAACCGCAAGAACAUUUGAAUUUGCGAUGAAGAGAUUUCUAGACCGAUGUUUGCAGAGCGAUGUUUGUCCGCUUCCUGCCCUGUUCGUUCGUUGUUGUUGACAAACGGCGAGUUGAGUGUCAAUGGGCACGACGGCAAAUUGGCCCAAAGUGUGGGUCCAACUUCACUCGCCCAAAAAGCUGGUGACCGUCGUUGUCGUGAGAAAGAAAACCUCAAUAAAAAGCCAUUCCUUUUCCGACUUAA
Molecule: messenger RNA, 2457 nt
Organism: Hippocampus zosterae (dwarf seahorse)
Lineage: Eukaryota; Metazoa; Chordata; Actinopteri; Syngnathiformes; Syngnathidae
Product: G-protein coupled receptor 26-like
Exons: 3
Coding region: 814-1818 (334 amino acids)
Biological process (GO): adenylate cyclase-activating G protein-coupled receptor signaling pathway
Cellular component (GO): membrane
Molecular function (GO): G protein-coupled receptor activity
Source: RefSeq, a predicted model, not a curated record